This is a messenger RNA of Knipowitschia caucasica, 3279 nucleotides long. Lineage: Eukaryota; Metazoa; Chordata; Actinopteri; Gobiiformes; Gobiidae. The record is from the annotation of a GenBank genome assembly.
AUGAGGAGUGUGACAGUGUCCACUCUACAUGUUGCACCCAUUGUUUUAGCUCUUCUGUAUCUCUGUCCCGGACGGCGCUGCCUUGAGAUCAGCCCAGCCGACACCGAGUUCAUCCUGGACCCGGGUUCCUCUCUCACCCUGACGUGUUCAGGAUCAAAGGAGGCGGCCUGGGAGUUCAAGAGAGAUGACGCCCCUUAUUUCCAAAUGGACCACGUGCAGCAUGGCAGAAGGAGCUUCCAGAUUGUCCAAAAUAGUGACAUGACCAGUGUGAUGACCCUGCUUGAUGUGAGCUGGAAGCACAGUGGAGUUUACCUUUGCAUCGAUCAAGUGACGGGAGAAAGUCGAGAAGCUGUUGUUUUUGUUCCAGACCCUGAUGUGUGGUUCAUCAAAAGCUUCCAUGGGAUGGUGGCCCAGACCAGUGCUGAAAGCACCAUCCCCUGCUUGGUGACCAACCCCAACAUCAGAGUGUCCCUGUUUGAGAAGGACACUGAAGUUUCUGUGACGGCGGCGUAUGAUCCACUCGAGGGCUUCAGGGGACAGUUUGAGGACCGGACGUAUGUGUGCCGCGGAGAGCUGAACGGCGAGGUGAAGGAGUCCCAGGCCUUCAAUGUCAUCACUAUUGUGGUCCCAGAGACCGUCGACCCCUACAUAAACGCUUCCAAAACGGUGCUGAAGAAAGGAGAGCCGCUGACGGUGAACUGCACGGUGCACGGUGUGGAGCUGGCCUACUUUUCCUGGAAGUUCCUCAACAGAGAGCUGACCGAGGUGGAGCCGCUGGCCGAUGGGAUGUCCUCCACAUACAUGCGCUCGUGCCUCAUCUUCCCCCAAACUUCCGUCGCGCAAAGCGGAAACUACGAGUGUCACGUCCGCGAAGGCGUGAAGGGCCAGACCGCCUCAGCCCAGGUCAACGUCACCGUCCUGGAUCGUGGUUUUGUGAACGUGAGACCCGCUCAUCAGCUCCAUGUUUCUGCAAAGAUGCAAGAGAAUGUGGAGCUCAGAGUGGAAAUCGAGGCCUAUCCUCCUCCUCAGGUUUACUGGAGGAAAGGCGGCUCGAGGAUCAGAGGAGACAAAACCGUCAUCACCCGACAAGAGCAGGAGACCAGGUAUGUCAGCAUUCUCACCCUGGUCAGAGUCCGGACGGAACAGAAAGGACUCUACACAGCUCUGGUUACUAAUGGAGACGACACUAAGGAAAUCUCUUUUGACUUGGAGGUGCAAGUUCCCGCUCAGAUCAAAGACCUCAGCGAUCACCCUCUCCCUGGAAAACAGCACACAGUCACAUGUUUGGCUGAGGGUGUCCCGGCUCCAUCCAUCCAGUGGUUCAGCUGCAACAGUAUGCUCAAAUGCAGUAACAAAAGUGCAGUGUGGCAGCCGCUGGUCCCGGAGCCAGAGGUGCAGAGCGUCCACACCAACGCCAGCUUCAGCGAGGCCCGAAAAGUGACCCAGGUGUGGAGCCAAGUGACCUUCCACAAACCUCAGCAUGUGACGGUGCGCUGUGAGGCCAGGAACAGAGCGGGACACGCCGACAAGAGAGACGUCAAACUAGUGUCCAGCACGUUGUUCUCCCAGGUGGCAGUGUUGGCUGCAGUUCUCGCCCUUGUGGUCAUCAUUAUCAUGUCCUUCAUUAUUCUUAUUGCCGUUUGGAGGAAGAAACCUCGCUAUGAGAUCAGAUGGAAAGUGAUCGAGUCUGUCAGUCAGGACGGUCAUGAAUACAUCUAUGUGGACCCCAUACAUUUGCCCUAUGACUUGAUUUGGGAGAUGCCCAGGGAUCACCUGGUGCUGGGUCGAACGCUCGGGUCUGGAGCUUUCGGCAGGGUGGUCGAGGCAACUGCGUACGGCCUCACGCACUCCCAGUCCAGCACAAAGGUGGCAGUCAAAAUGCUGAAAUCUACUGCGCGGAGGUCCGAAACGCAGGCGCUGAUGUCCGAACUCAAGAUCAUGAGCCAUCUUGGACCACACCUCAACAUCGUGAACCUACUGGGAGCCUGCACCAAACAGGGCCCGCUGUAUCUGGUCACUGAGUACUGUCGCUAUGGAGACCUGGUGGACUACCUACACAGGAACAAGCACACCUUCCUUCAAUACUACGCAGAGAAAAACCAGGACAACGACUCGCUCAUCUCCACAGGAAGCACCCCUCUCAGCCAGCGCAAAGGCUACGUGUCGUUCGGAAGCGAGAGCGACGGCGGAUACAUGGACAUGACCAAAGACGAGCCGUGCCUGUAUGUGCCCAUGCACGAGCAGAGCGAUACCAUUAAAUACGCCGACAUCCAGCCGUCUCCAUACGAGGCCACCUAUCAGCAGGACAUCUACCAAGAGCAAGGUGGCGGCCGCUUGGACCUGGUCAUCAGCGACUCUCCGGCCCUCACCUACAAUGACCUGCUGGGGUUCAGUUACCAAGUGGCCAAGGGCAUGGACUUCCUGGCAUCCAAAAACUGUGUCCAUCGUGAUCUAGCUGCCAGAAAUGUAUUAAUCUGCGAAGGGAAGCUGGUGAAGAUUUGUGACUUUGGUCUCGCCAGGGACAUUAUGCAUGACUCCAACUACAUCUCCAAAGGCAGUACCUUCCUGCCCCUGAAGUGGAUGGCACCAGAGAGCAUUUUCCAUAAUUUGUACACCACCUUAAGCGACGUGUGGUCAUAUGGCAUCCUUCUAUGGGAAAUUUUCACCCUGGGCGGAACACCGUAUCCUGACUUGCCCAUGAAUGAACUGUUCUACAACGCUCUGAAGAGAGGCUACAGGAUGAACAAGCCGACUCAUGCUUCUGAUCAAGUACAUGAGAUCAUGAAGAAGUGCUGGGACGAGAAGUACGAGAAGAGGCCAGAGUUUUCCAGUCUGGUGGAAAGCGUCGGAACCAUGCUCAGUGACAGCUACAAGAAGAAAUACAUCCAGGUGAACGACAACUUCAUGAAGAGCGAGCACCCUGCAGUGUCCCGGGCCAAACCCAGACUCCCCGCAUCCCUCAGGUCAGCGUCGCCUCUACACCGCUCCUCUCCGUUGAGCCACAGCCAAGACCCCUGGACCCUCAGGCAGCAGCAGGCGGACUCACGGGACACGCUGCCCUCCUACAACGACUACAUCAUCCCCAUCCCGGACCCCAAACCAGAGGAUGGCUUCUCGGAUGUCCCAUCAGAGAGCCCGACAAGCUCCUUGGCUCUGGAGGAAGUGGAGACGGACUCCAUGGACAGCCUCCCCGAAGAGGAGCGGCUGGAGGAGGGCAGCGAGCGCAUGGCGUUACUGGGGCGCUCCGAGACGCCUGAGGUAGAAGACAGCUUCCUCUAG